Messenger RNA from Phyllostomus hastatus (greater spear-nosed bat), 12299 nucleotides. RefSeq names its product transient receptor potential cation channel subfamily M member 3 (gene TRPM3). The record is from RefSeq and is a predicted model, not a curated record. Bases 177 to 5411 code for a protein of 1744 amino acids. Gene Ontology annotation, biological process: protein tetramerization; monoatomic cation transmembrane transport. NCBI's taxonomy places the organism in Eukaryota, Metazoa, Chordata, Mammalia, Chiroptera, Phyllostomidae. Gene Ontology annotation, cellular component: membrane. The transcript has 27 exons. Gene Ontology annotation, molecular function: monoatomic cation channel activity.
GCAGGCAGUGUGCCUCCAUUCAGCCACAUUUGGUAUGCAUGAGCACGGCUGCAGGCAGAGGGGAGGUGGCUUUCUCAAGAAGGUUCAGUGGCUCAGGCACCGCCACUUGACUAGUCUCCCAAGUUCCAGGAAGCCUCUGCCCUAAUGGAAUUUGCAGAUGUGGACAUGACCAUGGGAUGCCAGGGGCGUGGGGGACCAUUUAUUUUCUAGGCAUCACUCAGGUUUGCAGUUUCUGUUUUUUCCGGUGGAAUUUUGAAGGGGUCAUGAAUCAGACUGAUGCUCCUCGACCCCUAAACUGGACCAUCCGGAAGCUGUGCCACGCAGCCUUUCUCCCAUCUGUCAGACUUCUUAAGGCUCAGAAAUCCUGGAUAGAAAGAGCAUUUUAUAAAAGGGAAUGUGUUCACAUCAUACCCAGCACCAAAGACCCCCAUAGGUGUUGCUGUGGGCGUCUAAUAGGCCAGCAUGUCGGCCUCACUCCCAGUAUCUCCGUUCUUCAGAAUGAGAAAAACGAGAGUCGCCUCUCUCGAAAUGACAUUCAGUCUGAGAAGUGGUCCAUCAGCAAGCACACACAGCUCAGCCCAACAGAUGCUUUUGGAACCAUUGAAUUCCAAGGAGGUGGCCAUUCCAACAAAGCCAUGUAUGUGCGAGUAUCUUUCGAUACAAAACCUGAUCUCCUCUUACACCUGAUGACCAAGGAAUGGCAGCUGGAGCUUCCCAAGCUUCUCAUCUCCGUCCAUGGAGGCCUGCAGAACUUUGAACUCCAGCCAAAACUCAAGCAAGUCUUUGGGAAGGGUCUUAUCAAAGCAGCCAUGACAACCGGAGCGUGGAUAUUCACUGGAGGGGUGAACACAGGUGUAAUUCGUCAUGUUGGAGAUGCCUUGAAGGACCAUGCAUCAAAGUCUCGAGGGAAGAUAUGUACCAUAGGUAUCGCCCCCUGGGGAAUUGUGGAAAACCAGGAGGACUUGAUUGGAAGAGAUGUUGUCCGGCCCUACCAGACCAUGUCCAACCCCAUGAGCAAGCUCACUGUCCUCAACAGCAUGCAUUCCCACUUCAUUCUGGCUGACAACGGGACCACUGGGAAAUACGGAGCAGAGGUGAAACUUAGGAGACAACUGGAAAAGCAUAUUUCACUCCAAAAAAUAAAUACAAGAUGCCUGCCGUUUUUCUCUCUUGAUUCCCGCUUGUUUUAUUCAUUUUGGGGUAGUUGCCAAUUAGACCAAAUUGGAAUCGGUCAAGGCGUUCCGGUGGUGGCGCUCAUUGUGGAAGGAGGACCCAACGUGAUCUCAAUUGUCUUGGAGUACCUUCGAGACACCCCUCCCGUGCCGGUUGUUGUCUGUGAUGGGAGUGGACGGGCAUCCGACAUCCUGGCAUUUGGGCAUAAAUAUUCAGAAGAAGGCGGACUUAUAAAUGAGUCUUUGCGGGACCAGCUGUUGGUAACCAUCCAGAAGACUUUCACAUACACUCGAACCCAGGCCCAGCAUCUGUUCAUCAUCCUCAUGGAGUGCAUGAAGAAGAAGGAAUUGAUUACGGUGUUUCGGAUGGGAUCAGAAGGACACCAGGACAUAGAUUUAGCUAUCCUGACAGCUUUGCUCAAAGGAGCCAAUGCCUCUGCCCCAGACCAGCUGAGCUUGGCCUUAGCAUGGAACAGAGUCGACAUCGCUCGCAGCCAGAUCUUUAUUUAUGGGCAACAGUGGCCGGUGGGGUCUCUGGAACAAGCCAUGUUGGAUGCCCUAGUUCUGGACAGAGUGGAUUUUGUGAAAUUACUCAUAGAGAAUGGAGUAAGCAUGCACCGUUUUCUCACCAUCUCCAGACUAGAGGAAUUGUACAAUACGAGACAUGGGCCCUCAAACACAUUGUACCACUUGGUCAGGGAUGUCAAAAAGCGAGAAUAUCCAGGUUUCGGUUGGAUCUAUUUUAAGGGGAACCUGCCCCCAGACUACAGAAUCAGCCUGAUCGACAUCGGCCUGGUGAUCGAGUACCUGAUGGGCGGCGCUUAUCGCUGCAACUACACACGCAAGCGCUUCCGGACGCUCUACCACAAUCUCUUCGGCCCCAAGAGGCCCAAAGCCUUGAAACUACUGGGAAUGGAGGAUGAUGUUCCCUUGAGACGAGGAAGAAAGACAACCAAGAAGCGUGAGGAAGAGGUAGACAUCGACUUGGACGAUCCUGAGAUCAACCACUUCCCUUUCCCCUUCCACGAGCUGAUGGUGUGGGCCGUGCUGAUGAAGCGACAGAAGAUGGCCUUGUUCUUCUGGCAGCACGGCGAGGAGGCCAUGGCCAAGGCCCUGGUGGCCUGUAAGCUCUGCAAAGCCAUGGCUCACGAGGCUUCUGAGAACGAUAUGGUCGAUGACAUCUCCCAGGAGCUGAACCACAAUUCCAGGGACUUUGGUCAGCUGGCUGUGGAGCUCCUGGACCAGUCCUACAAGCAGGAUGAGCAGCUGGCCAUGAAACUGCUGACGUAUGAGCUAAAGAACUGGAGCAAUGCCACGUGCCUGCAGCUCGCUGUGGCUGCCAAGCACCGUGACUUCAUUGCACAUACGUGCAGCCAGAUGUUGCUCACAGACAUGUGGAUGGGCCGGCUGCGGAUGCGUAAAAACUCAGGCCUCAAGGUAAUUCUGGGAAUUCUACUUCCUCCUUCAAUUCUCAGCUUGGAGUUCAAGAACAAAGACGACAUGCCCUAUAUGACUCAGGCCCAGGAAAUCCAUCUCCAAGAGAAGGAGCCAGAAGAACCAGAAAAGCCCACAAAAGAAAAAGACGAAGAAGAUAUGGAACUGACAGCAAUGUUGGGACGAAACCAUGGAGAAUCUUCCAGGAAGAAGGAUGAAGAAGAAGUUCAGAGCAGGCACCGGUUAAUCCCCUUGGGCAGAAAAAUCUAUGAAUUCUACAAUGCACCCAUCGUGAAGUUCUGGUUCUACACUCUGGCGUACAUCGGAUACCUGAUGCUCUUCAACUAUAUCGUGUUAGUGAAGAUGGAGCGCUGGCCUUCCACCCAAGAAUGGAUCGUCAUUUCCUACAUUUUCACCCUGGGGAUAGAGAAGAUGAGAGAGAUUCUGAUGUCAGAGCCAGGGAAGUUACUGCAGAAAGUGAAGGUGUGGCUGCAGGAGUACUGGAACGUCACAGACCUCAUAGCCAUCCUUCUGUUCUCCGUUGGGAUGAUCCUUCGUCUCCAAGACCAGCCCUUCAGGAGCGAUGGGAGGGUCAUCUAUUGUGUGAACAUCAUUUAUUGGUACAUCCGUCUAUUAGACAUCUUCGGCGUGAACAAGUACUUGGGCCCUUACGUAAUGAUGAUUGGAAAAAUGAUGAUAGACAUGAUGUACUUUGUCAUCAUUAUGCUGGUGGUGCUGAUGAGUUUUGGGGUUGCCAGGCAAGCCAUUCUCUUUCCCAAUGAGGAGCCAUCAUGGAAAUUGGCCAAGAACAUCUUCUACAUGCCCUAUUGGAUGAUUUAUGGGGAAGUGUUUGCGGACCAGAUAGACCCUCCCUGUGGACAGAAUGAGACCCGAGAGGAUGGUAAAAUAAUUCAGCUGCCUCCCUGCAAGACAGGAGCCUGGAUUGUGCCAGCCAUUAUGGCCUGCUACCUUUUAGUAGCGAACAUCCUGCUGGUCAACCUCCUCAUCGCUGUCUUUAACAAUACAUUUUUUGAGGUAAAAUCAAUAUCCAACCAAGUCUGGAAGUUUCAGAGGUAUCAGCUCAUCAUGACUUUCCAUGAAAGGCCAGUUCUGCCCCCACCUCUGAUCAUCUUUAGCCACAUGACCAUGAUAUUCCAGCACCUGUGUUGCCGAUGGAGGAAACAUGAGAGUGACCCAGAUGAAAGGGACUACGGCCUGAAGCUGUUCAUAACUGAUGAUGAGCUCAAGAAAGUACAUGAUUUUGAAGAGCAGUGUAUAGAGGAAUAUUUCAGGGAAAAGGAUGAUCGCUUCAACUCGUCCAAUGAUGAGAGGAUACGGGUGACUUCAGAAAGGGUAGAGAACAUGUCCAUGCGACUGGAAGAAGUUAAUGAGAGAGAGCACUGCAUGAAGGCUUCACUCCAGACUGUGGAUAUCAGGCUGGCACAGCUCGAGGACCUCAUUGGGCGCAUGGCCACUGCCCUGGAGCGUCUGACAGGUCUGGAGCGGGCCGAGUCCAACAAAAUCCGCUCUCGGACCUCCUCGGACUGCACAGAUGCAGCCUACAUCGUCCGCCAGAGCAGCUUCAACAGCCAGGAGGGGAACACCUUCAAGCUCCAAGAGAGUAUAGACCCUGCAGGUGAGGAGACCAUGUCCCCAACUUCUCCAACCCUAGUGCCCCGUAUGCGAAGCCAUUCUUUCUAUUCGGUCAAUAUGAAAGACAAAGGUGGUAUAGAAAAGUUGGAAAGUCUUUUUAAAGAAAGGUCCCUGAGCCUACACCGGGCUACUAGUUCCCACUCUAUAGCAAAGGAAUCCAAAGCUCCUGCAGCUCCUACCAACACGUUGGCCAUUGUUCCUGAUUCUAGAAGACCAUCGUCAUGUAUAGACAUCUAUGUCUCUGCCAUGGAUGAGCUCCACUGUGAUAUAGAGCCUCUGGACAAUUCCGUGAACAUCCUUGGGCUGGGCGAACCAAGCUUUUUGGCUCAAGUACCUUCCACAGCUCCUUCGAGUAGUGCCUAUGCAACUCUCGCACCCACGGACAGACCUCCAAGCCGGAGCAUUGAUUUCGAGGACAUCACCUCCAUGGACACUAGAUCUUUCUCUUCAGACUACACCCACCUCCCAGAGUGCCAAAACCCAUGGGACACUGACCCUCCAACGUACCACACCAUUGAGCGUUCCAAAAGUAGCCGCUACCUAGCCACCACGCCCUUUCUCCUAGAAGAGGCCCCAAUUGUGAAAUCUCAUAGCUUUAUGUUUUCUCCUUCGAGGAGCUACUAUGCCAAUUUUGGGGUGCCCGUGAAAACAGCAGAAUACACAAGUAUUACAGACUGUAUUGACACAAGGUGUGUCAAUGCCCCCCAAGCAAUUGCUGACAGAGCCACCUUCCCUGGAGGCCUUGGAGGCAAAGUGGAGGACGCAUCUUGCUGCCAUCCCGAGCGAGAAGCAGAACUGAGUCACCCCAGCUCUGACACUGAGGAGAAUGAGGCCAAAGGCCGGAGAGCCGCCCUCGCGAUACCCUCCCAGGAGGGCGAUAACUCAGACAGAACCCUUUCCAAUAACAUCACGAUCCCCAAGAUAGAGCGCGCCAACAGCUACUCAGCAGAGGAGCCAAGUGUGCCAUAUGCACACACCAGGAAGAGCUUUUCCAUCAGUGACAAACUCGACAGGCAGCGGAACACAGCAAGCCUGCGAAAUCCCUUCCAGAGGAGUAAGUCCUCCAAGCCAGAGGGCCGAGGGGACAGCCUGUCCAUGAGGAGACUGUCUAGAACCUCAGCUUUCCACAGCUUUGAAAGCAAGCACAACUAAACCUUCCUAAUAAGCAUUGCAGGAGGCUCAGAAUCCAGCCCUAAAAUUCUCCCCAAACUCCACCUGUUCCCAUUCCUUGAAGCGUACCUGCUUUAUUUUUAGCUGAGCAAAGAAAGCAAUGCCUUGGGAGGUGUUCACUCUAAGUUGACUUCUGGGCCACAGAUCAAGAAAGCAUUUGAUCUGGCCCAGUGCCAAACACAGGGGAUGUAAGUCAUGCUCACGCUUGAUGGGUAGGGAGGGGUAAGUGAGGGAGAAGAAGGGUUGAGAUGAGUGUGUGUCACUAGUCACUUCAGAAAGCGUUGAGCUCUGGGAAUGAAAGGGCUUUAUGCAUUCUCAACGCCAGGAGGAGUCUUUCGAUUUCUGACCAUUAACACGAGUUUUAGGAAGCAGGGAUAACUUGCAAAAUAAAAUAAAAUAAAGUAGCCAGCAUACAAAUGAGAUAUUCUAAACUUCAAUUCUGUUUUCUUUUCACAUUGGCUCCAUCACUGGUGACUGAUGAAGAGCAUCCUUUUUAUUCAGUAUAAGCCGGCAGCAAGCAGUUCUACCUAACGUCCCACAUCCUUCUCAUGCCAACACUUCUGUAAUUGAUCAGUAUAAAGAAAGAACCAGGUAACAGUCAUAGUUCACCUGUCUCAUAUAUUCACUUCUGGUGCCACAACUGUUAAUCUUUUUUGAAGAAAAUAAGGGAAAAGAAAUGCCUUUUUGUAUAUUGCAAGUGAAAUGAAAGAAUUGAUGUUAAAAGCAAAUGUCACGUGGCCUAUUAUAUACAGUGGGCAUCCAAGUAUAGUUGAGCAAGCUCAGGAUGAAUGUAACUAAAUAAUUCUAUAUUUUUAAUUUAUUUUGUAUUUCACCUGUCAUCAAUGAAUUCGCUCACUGAGUAUGUAAUCGUGAACUAAUAAAAAAAGAGAGCGGGCAGAACUCCCCAAAAUUGCCAUAUGGGACAUCUCACCAGUCAUGUCGUGUGUGAUGCUGCUGUGCGACCUUCCUCAUGUGCAUGACCUCACCUUGUCUUCUGAACAUCUCCAAGACGUAACUGCCGAUUUUUCACACCACUCACCGCAGGGCCAUUUUAUAUGUGGAUAUCUGGUGGAUAUUUUCAUACCUAGAGUUUUGCCAUUUAAUCUGAGCUCAGCAUAAAUUUAAUUGGAGUUUUUCAAGGGCUGGUAUCUUUUUUAUGGAAAUGUUCCAAAGUACUUUUUAAGGAAGUUUCAAAACCAUAAAUAACCUUAGCAUCGACUGAGAGUUUGGUGUCAACCCAAAGCCCUUGUUGCAGGCAUGUCAUGAGUAUUUUUCCUGUACACAGAGCUAUUAAAAAGAUACAGUAGACUAAAGUAGGAAGAAAAUAAACCAUGUAAAGAGUUCUAUAGUGUGUGCUGCUUAUAUACAUAUAUAUGCAUUUACACAGAGACAUGUUAUAUAUAGUAUAUAAACAGGCAUAUAGAGUUUUCUUAAGAGGCCUGGACUUUUCUAUCACCUUGAGGUACAACCACAAUUUUUAAUAUCCAAGAAAUUUCAUUGAAAGAAUUCAUUGUAUUUCAUCAGAUAUUGAACUUAUGAUUUUUUAACUCCCUUUCCCCUUAACUUUUUCAUGUACCAAACUAGAGUUGUUAAAAUGAAUUGCCACCUACGUACUGCCCCCCACCUUUUUUUUGUCCAAAAGCAGCCACUAUCUUGACCUCUCAUUUCUCCUGCACAAAGUGCUUACACCAAGUACUAUUGGAAUAGACAUAAUCCAAAACCAGACAGUAGUAUGGAUUCUAGAAUACAGGUAUACCUGCUUCUACAUCAGAAUCUGGAUUUGAAAUGGGAUAAAGAAAUUUUGAUCCUCAAUUCUUUUGAUUUCUAUUUAGCUCACUGAUUUUAAAAAGUAAAUAAAUAAAAUCUUAAAGGAAAAUGACUUAAUGUUCCUAGCCCCAAACAAAAACUGGUUCUUUUCUUUAGUUGUCACUGGGAACUCCAAAUUUUCUCAUUAUGUGGCAUCAAGUAAAUACAUGGAUAAAACCUCUAGCUUUUAAAUGUAAACAAACAAACAAACAAAAAAAAAACCUCAGAAUAAACUUUCUAGGUGUAGAAUGCAGAAAUGGUGAUGAGGCCACAUAUAAAAAAUUAAGGAAUUUCUUUUUCAUUCCUUAGUAUCUAAGUGAAUCAGAAAGAAGCAAACAUGCUUUUGGUCUGAGAAUAAGUCAGUUACCCUUAAACUUCCUAGAGUCCUGAAUCUUUUAGGAUCUGAUGAAAGCUCUGGGCCCUCUCCCCAAGGGGAAAAAAAAAGUGUAUACAUAUGGAAAGUUGCAAUAUAACUUUAUAAGGUUCCUGUACCCCUGGUUCCAUACUGAUUGAUUAUGAAGAAGAGGAACCAUGUUUGUUCAUAAUCAAUACAGUUGUAAUAAUAGGCACUUUACAUUUUGAGACCAAUUCUCUGUGAUUCUCAGGAAGGCCAAGUCUCAACACCAGAGUCAGAACCAAGAUUUUGUAAUUUUUGUUCCUAGAUUAGAUUUUGCUAGUCUGAUGUGUUUACUACAUCCUAACAUAUUGAUGGUUUUAAGUGUGGCGUGCACUCUCACAGAGCCAGAAGGCUUUCUGAGAGGGUCUGUAGAGGACUCCAAGAAGGAGGUGAAACCAUUACUCUUUGACCACAGAGCAGGACAUCACAGCACCUCCCGGCUCUUAUUCUGGACCAGAUUGAAAGUGGGGGAAAGAAAUUAGGAGUUUAGGAGUUUCCAUUCAUUGCGAUUUCUGGAGAGGACAGAGCAGGACCUGGGAAACAAAGUACUUAACAGUCCUGGCCUUGUGACUACCUGGUUUUUUUGUUGUUGUUGUGCAUGAAAAUAAAGUUCUUACAUCUUUUGUGAUGUGUGUGAAAUGCAUAAGCUAAAUUUAAAUGACUUUAAACACAAACUGUGUAGCUUUUAUGAGCCAUUUCUUUCCUGUGUGCAUACACGUGUGUUAUGUUUCAAUCCAUUUCUUUCUGUUUCUGGAUCCUCUGCCCACUGAUGUGGCAUCGAUUCUGUGGCCUCGUACAGUCAGCUUGUGUGCAGCUCAUUUAUUCCACCACAUCCCUGACUAAGGGGACGUUAAUUAUCUGUCUCUGUGAAUUAAGCAGCUCAUGAGCAGCAAGCUAUUGGGGAACAUAAAUAAAGUCAUAGAGAACUCAAGGAAGUAAUAGCUUUGGUUUAAUUAUCUUCUAAAGGUGCCAAUUUUUAUAUACUACUAUAUGUGAUGAUUUGUUCUAAAUUGCUUGGUCCUUUUGAAAAAAAUUAAGGAUGUUUUAUGAAAAUGACCAUGGAAAUUUCCUGAUAAACCAACAUACCUUAUAUUUGUUGUGAGCAAUGCCCUCCUUAAUGGAUUUGAAUGAGGAGCUAGAAAGCUUGGCGAUAAUCGUCACGGCUAGUUUGUGUGUUUCUCCAAACCAGACAGUGUGUUAGCCGUCAGAAUGCAGCACUUUACAGAACUGGAUUUUUUUAAAAUCUAGGCUUCUAGGUCUAACAUAUUAUUUAGCACUUUGAGAGUUCCCUCUUGAAAAUACAUAUAUAUAUAUAUAUAUAUAUAUAUAUAUAUAUAUAUAUAUGAAUAAUCAAAUGGGGAAAAUGUACUUGUAAAAACACAAAAUGUGUUUUCUUCUGAAUGUCUCAAAUGUAUUCUAAAAGGUGGUUUCUAUAGAUAACAUUAUGGUAGAUAACUGGAUAGUCCAUUUAUUCUACUUUCUGAGGCUGUACAGUCUAAUCUUCCUGAAUGUUUGGGCUGUUUGACUUCUUUAAUGACAAUAAAUAUUAUCCAGUCAUCCAUCAUGCUAUAUCUGUAGGCUAUUACAUUCAAUGUGUUGGGCAAUGCUGUAUAAUAAAAUACAUGUAAACAGAUAUGUAACCUGUGUUUAACUCAGCAUAGCUGUAGCAUGUGGUUGUAUUAAUGAACGUUACAGGACAGCUUUAUAAUCAUUUAUAAAUCUGUAACAUUCAAUAAAGAAGCACAUGUUGCAAGGAUGAAUUAUGUCCCCAACUCCAUGUUAUUUAGCAUCCUCGUGAAAUGGGCACUUUUGUCCCGGACCUGCUUCAUGUUUUCUACUUUCCUGUAGACCACUGUAAAAUAUGUGUAUAAGCUGAUGUACAGCCUCUAACCACCCCUGUGAGUCGCAGGAGGCAAUUGUGAUUUUGUGAAAGACAAACUGGCAUGUUAUGCAAAUGACUAUCUGACAAAUGAACUUAAAAUAAUAUUUUAAACUCCAGUUUAAUUAGCUGUUUGUUUACAUCUGCUGACCCAGUAUGGAAGCAGUGUACAGUAUUUUAUAAAUAUGCUCAUUUAGUAACACUACUCUGUUUCUAGAUAAAGUGAUGCUGAUGUGUAAGUAGUAAUAUACUUGUUCUAGAUAUUGCAUUAUAACCCACUCUUCUUGAACAAUAGCAAUGUGACCUAAAUGAAGUAAUCCUGCUCCAAACCCAGUCUUAAUUUUGUGGCAACAUAAUGCAUGCACUGCUUUAUGCAUUUCUUUUGACUUUUUAAAGGCACUUAACAUUUUACUCUUGCCUGCUGUGAUACUGAAACCAGUUAGGGACGCACUCAAAUUCUUGGGCUUCUUACAUUGUUUGGGGAUUAUGUUCAAGUUGUAAAAAUUAAAAACAAACAAAAAAUAACCAAGGGUUUUUUUUUAAUUUUUUUUAAAGCUCUGAACAAAUAGUAUGAAAUAAAGUAUUAACAAUAAGGUGUAUAGCUUGGGACCUGGAGAUGGCUAGCCAACAGCACUUGGGUUUCCCAAGGUCUAGGCGUUGGUGCAUCUGUGAUAUAUGAAAGACAUAUUUCUGAUUCUUUAGGGCCACUGGGCACAAAUUACUAAACCAGAGGUGAGAGUGAGAAGUCCAUUGAUUAGAGUGCAGAAGUCCACAGAUCAUUAUGAAUGAGCAGUCAAGUGAUAUAGCAUAUGACUUCCCUGCUACCUGGUAGCUUUUUUCUGGUGGUGAGCCUGCCCUGGGGGCAGGUGAGAGGUGGGUGACUGGGAGUCUGCUGGAGCACUGGGUGUCUCUGAAGAGCUUGCCCUUUAAAGAAAUCAUAAUUUCAUUAUCAGAAGCCAUUCAACACUUGGAAAAGAGAGGCACCAAUCUGUACAGUCUUAUAAAGGACCGCUCCUCAAAGGAAUAGCAAAAACUUUUCUCUCAACCUAUGCUGGCCCAAGUUUUCUCUUCUUUUUACAUCUCAGUCUCUCUCUCUCUCUCUCUCUCUCUCUCUCUCUCUCUCUCUCUCUCUCUCUCUCUCUCAGAUUAGAGUCGACCAAAGGAGGGAUUGGUUCUGAUAUAAAGAAAACAAGAUUUUUUUAUUUCUUUUCCUUUUUAAAAAUUUUUACUUGAGAAGGUAGUUGUGUUAACUUUUACCUGAUGAAUCCCUUGCACUGAUCACUGCAAAUGAAAUCAAGACAUGACAAUUUCUGUCAUACAUGUUGUCUAAGGAUUUCAUUGGCCGAGUAAUCUAUGUGGCAAUAAGAGUGAAGUGAACUUCCCCCUUCCCUACCUUACCUUCGGACCACUGCCUAUUUGCACAAUGUUUAGAAAGGGACAUAUCCAUAGGCUUUCUGAAAUGUCAUCACCAAACUUGACCCAGGCCUUGCUCUGGCAGAGGCAGGCUGCCGAGAACUGUGGGAGUGGAAGUUCAGCCUUGUGCCUGGAGUGCAAUCUCCUCCACCCCCUUGACUUUCUUCCUUUCCCAUAGCACAGCACAAAAUGCUUUUUUGGCUAGACCGAAAGACCCUGGGUCCCAUUACCUCAAUAUCCUAUGGACUCUGGCACAGUAAACUGAAGUAGUGGCUACUUAGUAGAAACAGCCCAACAUCCAGACUAUGUUCCAGUCCUAAUCUUCCCACUAACUUAGCCUCCUCCCUCAGUGCUACCCCACAAGACCAACUUGGCUGGUGUUUGCAUCAGCCGCAACCAAUUCUUUGCCUGUCUGAAUCCCAAAAGGGUCUUUCGCACCUCCACUGCAGCUUCCCAUGUGUCAUCAGAACCAGCCAUCUGCAUCUAGACUGUGGGCUUGCAGAGUCCAAUAGGUGGAGGGGCUGGAUGCGGAACACAAGUGUGGGACUGGUGAAGGACAACAGGAAGAAGUGGGAUUUGUGGGGCAUGAGAGAACACAUGUCCCACUACAAAGACGUUCACAUUCACGUUUGUAAACACCGUGUCAACCAAACAAAUGUACCUGCCAGCAACAUUCAGUCCCCAAGGCAAUAGCUUGGGACCUCUGAUUUAGAGCCAACCAGAAUCACAGUCUCGAUUCCAACUCAGAGUGUAUAUACAAAACACACUGAGAAUUGAGGUGGGGGAAAGGAACUCGCCCUAUUCAGGGGCAUAUGGUCCUCCUGAAUGAUAUAUGCCACAUCAUUGUGAACCCAAAUGCAGGAUCUUUGUGAGGGAGAUUCAGAAGAGGAGUACCAUAGCAUCGUGUCAGGCUUAUCUGCAUCCUGUCACAACAGCGUCUAACCUGAGUUUAUAUCACCGCUGCUGCUGCUGUUCAAAACAGUACAUGCAGUAACUGUACUCAUUGCUGUUUCAUAACAUAGAACUUAGACUCUCAUUUGUAAAUGUUCUAACCAUAGUUUGUAAUGGGGAAAUUAUUAAAAUAUCAUUUUUAAAUGAAUUCCUAUAAAUAAAACAAUUUUGAAGUUGGGUUUGUUAAAUAUAUAUACAUCUUUCCUUCUUUAUGUAUGGAUAAGCAGUGGUUUGCAUAUCUAUCGACAUUAUAAAUAUAUAUCAAUUCUUAGAGGAAUUGUUCUUUUUUUAAAGGUCUGUUAGUGGAUUCACAAUGCACUUUGAGCUUGUUUGUUUAGAUAUAUAAUUCCAAGCAGAAGUUGGCAGAUACCACAGGAAAAACUUUCUGAAAUUUCUGUAACACACGUUUUGCAAUAAAAAAAAG